Molecule: messenger RNA, 4779 nt
Organism: Photinus pyralis (common eastern firefly)
Lineage: Eukaryota; Metazoa; Arthropoda; Insecta; Coleoptera; Lampyridae
Gene: Plc21C
Product: 1-phosphatidylinositol 4,5-bisphosphate phosphodiesterase classes I and II
Exons: 10
Coding region: 24-3410 (1128 amino acids)
Biological process (GO): phosphatidylinositol-mediated signaling; lipid catabolic process
Molecular function (GO): calcium ion binding; phosphatidylinositol-4,5-bisphosphate phospholipase C activity
Source: RefSeq, a predicted model, not a curated record
CAAAAUUGAGGCAGAUCGUCACGAUGGGUUCCCAAGACACGUUGGAGGAGAAAACUGUAACCGUCUGCUGCGGAACAGAUUUCGUUAAUAUUUCCUUUGUAAACUUCUGCUGCACGAGGAAGGAGAUCUCUCGCCUUUGGACGGACGCCCUGAUGAGUUUGGCCUACAACCUGACGCAGGUUAACGGCACCACCAGCAUGUUCCUUCUCAAAGCAUACACCAAACUUACCCUUCUCACUGAUAAGGCAGGAAAAAUACCAAUCAAAAACGUAAUAAAAAUGUUUACAUCAAAUAAAGAAGAUCGAAAAAGAGUGGAAAAAGCCUUAGAUAUAUCUGGUCUUCCUUCUGGAAAAAAUGACACAAUUAGUAUUGAAAAGUUUCAGUUUGAAGAUUUUUUUAAUUUAUACAAAAGCUUAACCCAAAGGUCGGAGGUGGAGAAAGUCUUUAAUGAAUUAGUCGGUACACCUAAGAGGCACAAUAUGACCGCCGCACAAUUGGUAGAUUUCCUCAACAAAACUCAACGGGAUCCGCGACUGAACGAAAUUUUAUACCCUUACGCUAACACCGCCAGAGCAAAAGAUAUAAUCGCACAAUAUGAGCCAAAUAAAUAUAACGUACAAAAAGGGCAACUGUCCUUCGAUGGCUUUUUGAGGUAUUUCAUGUCCGAAGACAACAACAUUAUCGCGUCUAGUAAAUUUGAUUUGUGCGACGAUAUGGAUCAGUCCUUGUCUCAUUAUUUCAUCAACUCAUCUCACAACACGUACUUAACGGGUCAUCAGCUUACAGGGAAAUCUAGUGUAGAAAUUUAUAGGCAAUGUCUGCUGGCCGGUUGCAGGUGCGUCGAGUUAGAUUUUUGGAAUGGUAAAACCGACGAACCGGUGAUAGUGCACGGUUAUACCUUCGUGCAGGACAUCCCCGCGAAGGAAGUUCUAGAGGCAAUCGCAGAGAGCGCCUUUAAAACUUCGGAUUAUCCCGUUGUAUUAUCCUUCGAGAACCACUGCAACCCGAGGCAGCAGGCGAAAAUCGCCAAUUACUGUAAGGAAAUUUUUGGGGAGAUGCUUUUGGAGCAGCCGCUAGAUACUCAUAAACUAGAACCAGGAUCGCAGCUUCCAUCGCCUUCGCUGUUGAAACGGAAAAUUAUCAUUAAGAAUAAGAAGAAGCAUCAUCACCAUCACCAUUACCACAAGAAGACGCCGCCGCCUAGUCAAGAAGCUUCCGAACCUACCGGAAAUGGUGAUAUUGCGUCGCAUCACGCACCUCCUUUGCAAAUGCAAGCGCGUCAGGGCUCUAAAGAAUCAACGGGUACCGAAGAUGAAGAUUCGUCAAGUGAAGAAGAAGCCGAUGCUGCAGAAGUGGAACCAGUCCAAGGGCAACCGUCAGAACACCCGGAUCAAAAACCGGCUGCUCAAAAGGAGACCGAGGCGGGCGCCGAAAUUUCCGCCUUAGUCAACUAUAUACAACCGGUUCAUUUUUCCAGUUUUGAAAACGCAGAAAAAAAAAAUCGCAGCUACGAAAUGUCGUCGUUUGACGAAAAGCAAGCCACUACGCUUUUAAAAGAGAAACCGAUCGAAUUCGUAAAUUACAACAAAUUCCAGCUGAGCAGAGUCUAUCCCGCGGGUACUCGAUUCGACUCCUCCAACUUCAUGCCGCAAGUCUUUUGGAAUGCGGGCUGCCAGUUGGUCGCGUUAAACUUUCAAACCUUGGAUUUAGCGAUGCAACUAAACUUGGGAAUAUUCGAAUACAAUUAUCGUACGGGUUAUUUACUAAAGCCGGAAUUUAUGCGUCGCAAAGAUAGAAGGUUGGAUCCGUUCGCGGAGUCGACCGUCGACGGUAUUAUAGCCGGUACCGUCAAAAUAUCUGUGAUAUCGGGUCAGUUUCUCACUGACAAAAGGGUCGGAACUUACGUAGAGGUGGACAUGUACGGUCUACCCGCCGAUACAGUUAGAAAGAAGUUUCGUACAAAAAUUAUACCCAAUAACGGGAUCAAUCCCUUGUACGAUGAAGAACCUUUCGUGUUCAAGAAAGUUGUGCUUCCCGAAUUAGCUUCCAUUCGUUUAGCCGCUUACGAGGAAUCGGGUAAACUCAUCGGUCAUCGGAUUCUUCCUGUCGUCGGGCUGUGUCCCGGUUAUCGUCACGUGAAUUUAAGAACUGAGCUAGGUCAGCCUUUACCGUUAUGCAGUUUGUUCCUUUUAAUAGUCGUUAAAGACUACGUUCCUGAUGGGUUAUCCGAUUUUGCCGAAGCUCUCGCAAACCCCAUUAAAUACCAAAGUGAUCUGGAAAAAAGGUCGCGGCAGUUAGCCGUUCUCACGGACGACAUGGAGGCGCCCACUGGUACUAAAGACGAGCAAAAAAAAGACGCGACCGCGAAAACGACGCAAGAAUUAACUAGCAACGGUAGUCCCUCGCCGCGCCCCACUUUAACUAGCGGCGUCGGUUCGUCCAUUGACUUAGUCACGGAGACCGACGUGCCCGUGACUAACGCCCCUCCAGUCUCUGCCACGUUGGUGGAGCAGAAUUCGAUUACAAAACCGCCCGAGAUACUGUGCGUCGAGGAAAUAGUAGCCGAACCUUUAGACAAAAUUUUAGAAAACAAAUUAGUUAAGGAAAAGAAAUUAGAGUUAGAAAAGAAAUUGGAGACGUUGAGAAAGAAACACGAGAAGAAGAAGGCGACCUUACAGUCACAAAAGUCCACGUCCGAAACGGGGGAGAAAAUCUCAAAAUUAAUGAAUAUAAAAUUGGUGAAGAGACUUUCAAGCAAAAACAUUUUCCAAGGUGGUCGAGCGACCAUCUUAAAUCAUUCUUUCUUUCUUAGAGUAACCGGAGUUUUCUCGACAGAAUCUACUAGCGCAGAACCACUAACUAGCGUUGCAGACGGACCGGAGAGUAGCGCGAACGCGGAGCCCGAGCGACCCACGCUUCCGCGCAGCACGUCCGAACGUUUGCUCGCCGCCAAUCGUGAGUUCGUCACGCAGGAGAAGGAGCUGCGCGAGAAGUACCACGAGAUUAUAUAUAGCAUAGCGGAGAAAGUUAUGCGUACAUCUCAGGCGAAUCAGUUUAAACUGUUAAAGGUACAAUUAGAGCGCGACACGUCCGACUUGAUGCGCCGACUCCAGGCCGACCGACGCGAAGAAGUAAAAGCGUUAGCGAAAAAACACAGGGAUCGUGACGAACUGGUGCGUGUUAAGCGAGAGGUGGCGAGCGCCGUCGUCGAUCGCGGCGUCACCGAACGCGAGCGAUUAGGCCAAACGUUCGAGGUACGCAAGGAGGAGCUAACCAGACAGCAUGAAGCUGUUAAGAACGCAUUAGUGGAACACAAACAAAAGGCCAAGACUGCUAUGACGAAAGAGUUCGAAACACGACUCACAAGAGCUGAGAACGAAGUCUGCGGAAGUUCCAACGUACAGCAGUAAAUGCGAAAAUUCGCGACAAGGGUUUGCGCUUAUUUUAAUGCGACGUCGCCUUGACGUUAACAAAAUUGUAUGCUCGCAAUACGCACCGAUCAAGCGAACAUCAUUCGAAAUUAGUAGAGUUGAAUCUCGAACACAAUUUUGACAAUCAUCCAAACGGCAUCUUCGCCGAUCUUUAAUGAUAACAAUUCUAAUAUGCUAUUGAUAGGUUAUAGAAAAACAUUGAUAUUGUCGUCUCUCGUCGUUGUGAUAGUAGAAUUAGAACAAUUUUAGAUGAGAUACUUUUCGAUAAGCGGUCCCGACUGCUUAAUAAUAAUGGGUUCCGCAACACCAUGCGUUACUUCUCAUUUUUUAGCUAAUUUUUUUAAUUUUUAUUAUUCGAAACUAAUCGAGAUUAGUUGAAUUUUUUUGUACAUAUGUAAAUGUUUGUUUUUUUUAAAAUAAUGUGUUGUUUUAUUGUUUUAUCGUUGAGUAUUUUUCUAGUGUGUUAAUUUUUUUUAUCGAUAUUUCUGCCUAGCUGAAAGUUAUGAAUGCUCGAACAUUUUAAGGUAUACUACAAUGAAAUUUUAUCAGUCCAUCGAACGAAUUGCAUAUAGGUACAUUCAGUCAUAUUAGAUGUAUUUCGAUUUCUUCUAGAGUGCGUUGCAAGCGCCAGACAACUCAGCAGACUAGUUUUGAAUGUUGUCCAUGUGCGUUCGAUAAUCUGGAGACAUUGGUUUGUACGUGCUAUUUUUAUACAGUGUGAUUUUUCUGUAUUGGUGCAUCAAAUAAUAUUAACUUCUUGUGCUAAGUCCGUACCUCAUGAGCUCAGUUUCAAUUCGUAGGUGUCUCCUAUCCAUUAGUUCUUAUGUAUUUCGGUGCUUGUGACUUAUAACCUACACUAUCAUACUCUAAUCUUGAUGUGUAUCAGACUUACACAAUAAUGCAAGAAAGUUCCGAUUGCCAAUUUACGGUAAGUUGAUAAGGCAGAUUUCGCCAGGCUCGCCUAUUCUAAAUUUGUGCCUAAUAUUAAUUUCUUCUUUUUUCUUUCGCACUUUUCCCAAGCUUAUUUUAAAACAAUGGCUUAUACUUUUUAAAUGUUUACUUGACAAAAAAUGAUCUUCUUUUGUUACUAACAGUAAUUAUGAUUAUUAUGGCAGCUGCAAAGUAUAUUGUAAUAAGUAAAAAACAAACAGAAGUGUUAUUUACGCAUACAAAACAUUGAAUGAAUGCCCUACUCUCCAAAUCUUUCAGCUAUUUAUCUAAUAUAGUGUACCGGGUGACCCAAUAAGACUGUUCCUCGACUCGGGAACCGUUCGUCGUAUGACUUAGGGGUAAAAAAAAUUAUUGGGUAAAUCGGAAAAUAUUUUCAAGUUCUAAAAAUGACCACCAG